GCCCGCGCCCAUCCCCGAGCCAGGCCCGCUCGCACGCCCAUGUCCCGGGCUCGGGACACCGCAGAGCAAGGGGCCCUCGCAGCGCCAUGGGGGAGAUGGCCGGCUCCUCCUCCUCCUCCCCUGGUGAGGGAGCCACCUUUGAGCAUCUCUGGAGCUCUCUGGAGCCAGACAGCACCUACUUUGACCUUCCCCAGCCCAGCCAGAGGAACAGUGAGGCAGUGGGCAGUACAGAGACCAGCAUGGAUGUCUUCCAGCUGCCAGGCAUGACCACGUCUGUCAUGGCCCAGUUCAAUUUGCUCAGCAGCGCCAUGGACCAGAUGGGCAGCCGCGCGGCCCCGGCCAGCCCCUACCCCCCGGAGCACGCUGCCAGCGCACCCACUCACUCACCCUACGCUCAGCCCAGCUCCACCUUCGACACCAUGUCACCAGCGCCUGUCAUCCCCUCCAACACAGACUACCCAGGCCCCCACCACUUCGAGGUCACCUUCCAACAGUCGAGCACAGCCAAGUCAGCCACCUGGACGUACUCCCCACUGCUGAAGAAACUAUACUGUCAGAUCGCCAAGACGUGUCCCAUCCAGAUCAAAGUGUCCACCCCACCACCCCCAGGUACGGCCAUCCGGGCCAUGCCUGUCUACAAAAAGGCAGAGCAUGUGACUGACAUCGUGAAGCGUUGCCCCAAUCACGAACUCGGCAGGGACUUCAAUGAAGGACAGUCUGCCCCGGCCAGUCACCUCAUCCGGGUAGAAGGGAACAGCCUCUCCCAGUACGUGGACGACCCUGUCACUGGCAGGCAGAGUGUUGUGGUGCCUUAUGAGCCCCCACAGGUGGGGACAGAAUUCACCACCAUCCUGUACAACUUCAUGUGCAACAGCAGCUGUGUGGGGGGCAUGAACCGGCGGCCCAUCCUCGUCAUCAUCACCCUGGAGACCCGGGAUGGACAGGUGCUGGGUCGCCGGUCCUUUGAGGGUCGUAUCUGUGCCUGUCCUGGCCGUGACCGCAAAGCUGACGAGGACCACUACCGGGAGCAGCAGGCCCUGAGUGAGAGUGCCACGAAGAACGGGGCUGCAAGCAAGCGCGCGUUCAAGCAGAGCCCCCCUGCCAUCCCCGCCCUGAGUGCCAGUGUGAAGAAGAGGCGGCACGGGGAUGAAGACAUGUACUACAUGCAUGUGCGGGGUCGGGAGAACUUUGAGUUCCUGAUGAAGAUCAAAGAGAGCUUGGAGCUGAUGGAGCUCGUGCCACAGCCGCUGGUGGACUCCUACCGACAGCAGCAGCAGCAGCAGCUCCUACAGAGGCCGAGCCACCUGCAGUCUCCUUCCUAUGGGCCUGUCCUUUCCCCCAUGAACAAGGUACACGGCGGUGUCAACAAACUGCCGUCUGUUAACCAGCUGGUGGGUCAGCCUCCCCCGCACAGCUCCGCGGCCGGGCCCAAUCUGGGGUCAAUGGGCCCUGGGAUACUCAACAGCCACAGUCAUGCCAUGCCGGCCAACGGUGAGAUGAAUGGUGGCCACAGCUCCCAGUCCAUGGUCUCUGGAUCCCACUGCACCCCGCCACCCCCCUACCAUGCCGACCCCAGCCUUGUCAGUUUCUUAACAGGAUUGGGGUGUCCAAACUGCAUCGAGUAUUUCACCUCCCAAGGGCUACAGAACAUCUAUCACCUGCAGAACCUAACCAUCGAGGACCUCGGGGCCCUGAAGAUCCCUGACCAGUACCGUAUGACCAUCUGGAGAGGCCUGCAAGAUCUGAAGCAGGGCCAUGACUGCGGCCAGCAGCUGCUACGCUCCAGCAGCAACGCAGCCACCAUCUCCAUCGGCGGCUCUGGUGAGCUGCAGCGGCAGCGGGUCAUGGAGGCUGUGCAUUUCCGUGUGCGCCACACCAUCACCAUCCCCAACCGCGGAGGCCCCGGUGGGGUGGCCGGACCCGAUGAGUGGGCGGACUUUGGCUUUGACCUGCCUGACUGCAAGUCCCGCAAGCAGCCCAUCAAAGAGGAGUUCUCCGAGAGCGAGAGCCACUGAGCCGCCCUUCGUCUGUCGAAAACUGCCCUCGAGCGGGACCUCUGGGCAUCAACUGAGGACCCUCUGCCAGAUGCCAAUUCCAAGGGGACAUUGCUUCGUCACAGAGGCUACCUUGGACAGCCUGUAGUGCCCCUAGGAACCUUCUGGAGCUGCCCUGUCUACAUGUGUGUGAGGGCCAGGUAUGAACCGGACGCUGAGGCAGGAGGCUGUCCCUGUGUGGAUGGGAACACCAGCAUCUGUUCUCCAUGCCCCAUCUUCCAUGAGGACUGUGCCAUCUCCUGACUGAGGGGGUCCUCCUCUCACUCACCGUCUGCCACAAAGUAUUGCCUGUGGCUUCUGGUCACAGGCUACUGUCCGCCGCACUUGCUGCUCACGUGCAGGUUCAUUUUGAACUACUUCUCCCACCUGCCUCGAGGCUGGGGGCUACUCUGCACAACGUGAGGACACCUGCGUCCCAGCACGAGCCGUCCUGCAGUGAUCCUGACUCUCCUGCCCGGAACAAAGUUGUUUAUUUUGCUGGGGCUGGAGAAGACUGUGGUGACAUGAAAGAGCUUCUGGCGUUAGUCGCCAGCGGCACUGAGAGUGUGCCGGCCACAGCCCCCUCUUGGUUACUCCUCUCAGGCAGACAGAGGGAGGCUUGUGACGCUCAGAUCACUGGAAGUGGUCAAUCUUUUAUAAAAUGAUGCUCUUUCUA
This is a messenger RNA of Jaculus jaculus (lesser Egyptian jerboa), 2709 nucleotides long. RefSeq names its product tumor protein p73 (gene Tp73). Gene Ontology annotation, biological process: protein tetramerization; apoptotic process; regulation of transcription by RNA polymerase II. Lineage: Eukaryota; Metazoa; Chordata; Mammalia; Rodentia; Dipodidae. Gene Ontology annotation, cellular component: nucleus. Gene Ontology annotation, molecular function: RNA polymerase II cis-regulatory region sequence-specific DNA binding; protein binding; DNA-binding transcription factor activity, RNA polymerase II-specific. The transcript is spliced from 14 exons. The coding region runs from base 87 to 2015 and encodes 642 amino acids. The record is from RefSeq and is a predicted model, not a curated record.